AUGAGGAGAGGAAAAUCAUCGCCUGCCUCCUGCAUCCUGAUGUGGCUUCUCUUUGGAAUCCUGGGACUUGCUUCUGAGACCACCACAAUCAUCACCACAGCCUCUGAGGCUACCACGCCCUCCAUCACAGAAUCUUCACUCCCAAUAACUGCCGAGACCACCACAACAUCUGUGUCCAUCACAGCCUCUGAGAGCACCGCUUCCUCCAUGAUGACAUUUGUACCCACCAUAGUCUUCACUCUGACCUCUGAAAUCACCAUAGAUCCUAGGGCCACCACAGAUUUCACUGCAGCUUCAAACACCACUGCAGAUUCUGUGUCCACCACAGGCUCUGAGAUCACCAUGCCCUCUACAUUAAUAUCUGUGCCCACAAUGGCCUCCUCCUCUGCCUCUGAAAUCUCCAUAACAUCUCUACCCAUGACAGUCUCUACUACAGCCUUUGAGUCCACUGUGGCCUUCAGCAUAGUCCCUGAGACCACCACGUUUUUCACAAUAAUAUCUCUGCUCCUCAUAGCUUCUACCACAGGCUCUAAGAACACAACAGCCUCUGAGACCACCAUGGUCUCCACCAUCACUGCUGGGACCACUAUCAUCUCCACUGAAGCUUCUGAGAUCACUCUGGGUUCUUCUGUAACCUCUGUACCCACCAUACUCAUCACUGCAGGCUCUGAGACCACCAGGGCUCCCAGCACAGCCUCUGAGAUAAUCACAUCCUCCACCACAAUGUCCGUUCCAACCACAGCCUUCAGCAUAGCCUCUGAAAUCACCAUAAGUUCUUCAACUAUCCCAGUCUCUGAAAUAACUUCUGAGGCCCUCAAGUCCAGCAUUAUAGCAUCUGUGCCAAUGACAGCCUCUAUCCCAGACUUUGAGGUCUCUGGGGCCUCUACCAAGGUCUCUGAGACCACCAUGGCUUCCACAAUUACAUGUGGGCCCACAACAGUCUGUAAGAACACAGUUUUUGAGACUACCAUGGCCUCCACCACCACCUCUGAGACCACCAUGGCAUCUGCCAUCACUGCUGAGACCACUAAGAUCUGGACUGAUCUCUCUGACAGCACUGUGUCUUUGACCAUAGCCUCUGAGGCAAUGACAGAAUCUACUAAAGUCUUUGUGACACUUGGAGAAUCUGUGACCUCCACAAUAAUUCCAGCAUCUGCAGAGACCCUGACUGUCUCAACCACAGCUUCUAAGAGCCCCACAGUUUCCUUCUUAGCAUCUGGGCCCACCAUAUUUUCUUCCACAGAUUCUGGGGACACCAAAGCUUCCACCUCACCUUCUGGACCCACCACAGCCUCAGAGGUCACCACAUCUUCAGUCUCUUCUAUUACCUUGGUGCCCAUCAAGGCCAUUGACUUUUCUACUCAGUCCAUCACCAACACAGCUGUAUCAGGUGAAACAUCCACAGCAGGCAAGACUGAACACAGCAUAACUUCUAGUGGGACCAGUACAACCUCUAACACUAAAUCCACCACAAUUUCUGGAGGGACCAGCACACUUGUCAACACUGGAUUCAGCACAGCCUCUGGUGGAACAAGUAGGGGAACCAAUACAGCCUCCAGUACUGGAUCCAGCACAACCUCUGGAGGGACCAGCACAGCUGCCAAUACUGGAUCCAGCACAUCUGGUGGGACCAGUACAGCCUCCAACACUGAAUCCAGUGUGAUCUCCAGUGGGCCCAGCACAACUUCCAAUACUGAGUCUAGCACAACCUCUGGCAGGACUAGUAUAGCCACCAAAACUGGACCCAGUGUGACCUCCGGUGGGCCCAGCUCAACCUCCAAUACUGAAUCUAGCACAACCUCUGGAGGGACCAGCACCCCUGUCAACACUGGAUCCAGCACAACCUCCAGAGGUAGUAGCACACCUAUGAACACUGGAUCCAGUGAAAACUCAGGUGGGACCAGUAUAGCCUCCAGCACUAGAUUCAGUACAACUUCUGGUGGGACCAGCAUGCCUGCUAAUACUGGUUCUAGUACAACCUCCAGUGGGACCAGCAUAGUCUCUAGUACUGGAUCCAGCACAACCUCCAAUGGGACCAGCACAGCUACCAACCCUGGACCCAGUGUGAUCUCCAGCAGGACCAGUGUAGCUUCCAACACUGGAUCUAGUGUGACUUCCAGUGGGACCAGCACAGCUGUUAACACUGGAUCCAGUGUGACUUCCAGUGGGACCAGGACAGCUGCCAACACUGCAUCCAGUGCAAUCACAGGAGGCUCUAGCACACAUUCUCUAACUGGAACACACACAACCUCCAAUAGUGUUGGCACGACUGCUACCAUUCCAGUGAAUGAAGUGACACCUAGUGGGUCCCUGAAACCUUGGGAAAUCUUCCUCAUUACUCUGGUCUCGGUUGUAGUGGCUGUGGGAUUCUUUGCUGGGCUUUUCAUCUGUGUGAGAAAUUCCCUGUCCCUGAGAAACGUCUUUGAUACAGCUAUCUACCGCCCCCAUGGCCCCAACCUUGGCACGGGCCCUGGAGGGAAUCACGGAGUCCACCACAGGCCUAGUUGGAGCUCUAACCGGUUCUGGAGGAGACCAGUAUCCUCAAUAGCCAUGGGCACCUAGACCACUGGAACCAGACCAACCACCCCCAUGUCUGUCACGAUGGCCCCUGCAAUGGACUCCAUAUCCCCUGCUACCAGGAAUAUUUUGUGCCUGGAAAAUGAACUGGUCCAUGGAGGAGCACGUGGCUUUGGACACAGAGUGGGCCAUGAAUUGAGCCACAGCUGUGGGAGUGGUUAUGGCAUCAAUCAUGGCAGGAGUCAUGGACACAGAGGAGGCCAUUACAAUAGCCAUGAAAUGGAUCACAGAGGAGGCCACUAA
Callorhinus ursinus (northern fur seal) is the source of this 2820-nucleotide messenger RNA. The record is from RefSeq and is a predicted model, not a curated record. NCBI's taxonomy places the organism in Eukaryota, Metazoa, Chordata, Mammalia, Carnivora, Otariidae.